CGCCGCGUUUGGUUGUUCACGUUUAAAGGGCACUUUACGCAAUUCCGAUGUUAGCAGUAACGAAAAUAGCGGAACCAACAUCUCUCGGCAUGAACAACGAGCGAUUCAUGUCGAUCCUGACAUUAGAUGACAAGUCAUCGUUAAAAUCAAUCGAGAUCGAUAACACAUCGAUGGAUGACUCUUCGUUGGAUACGUUGCCAUCGUCAACAUCUAACGCGUUACAACUCCUACGAAUUAAAAGUUGCACGCGGCUUUCUCAACGAGGUAUUUUAACACUCGCAAACAAUUGCCGCUACCUGAGAGAACUCUCAUUGUCGUACUCGCUACUUAGCGAGGAAUUACUGUUGGCUCUCAGUACCGAGCACCACGUUCGUUUGGAGAUCUUAAGGGUGGACGCUCACCCGGAAACGAAACCUUUUCCAAAAAUUGGCGAAAAAGCAUGGACCACUCUCGCCAAUCACUUGCCAGAUCUAAAUUUCAUAUUACUGUCGUAUUUAACUGAAGAAGAGGACUACGAAGCUCUGCUUGCAUCUCAUAUUCCAGUCACGCAUCUGUAUUUCGGCGAGAUAACAACGUCAAGAAUCUUAUCCAGAAUCGGCAAACACUGUCCACGACUUGUUGAACUUGUUAUCGGAGCUCAUGGGCCAAGUCUUCUGGAUCAUGCUCUCAUUUCCAUAGCCAAGGGAUGUCCUAAAUUAUCAGCUGUUGGUUUAGGCGACUGCGAACUAACGUGCUCCGGUUUUGUAGAGUUUGCAGCUCUGUGCGGCCAACGUUUGCAUACGCUUUAUGUUCUGGAGACGUCUCUUUUGGACGACUCGAAUUUUGACAUUACAGAAGCAUCCGCAAGAGUUUCUAAACUUUUAGGACGUACGUGGACACCGGAAUAUGUUCCACUAUGGUAAAAUGCCGUACGUGAAAAUUCAAGACUGCCAAGAGUAUUGCAAAUUAAUUGCAUUUAAACUCGAUGUACAGAUAAGUUCUCUAAUUUUGUUCCUUCAGUAAAGGAAAAUUAUCAAAUUUAUGAUUGCAUUUUGCAGAGGUCGGACCAUGUUAAAACUGAUCAUUUAUUCCUCAGUGUCUGGAUAAGUUAAAUAAGUCAAUUAAACUCCCUCAAUACAAUGGAAAUAACGUUUAACAGUCGAUCCGACAGAAAUGAUUGUUAAUACCAAAAAAUAUAAACUUUAUUGGAUUAUAAUAGGUUUCCCUAGGUGUAAUGUAUAUAAAAUAAAAUAAUAUCACUAACUA
Molecule: messenger RNA, 1245 nt
Organism: Orussus abietinus
Lineage: Eukaryota; Metazoa; Arthropoda; Insecta; Hymenoptera; Orussidae
Product: F-box/LRR-repeat protein 21
Exons: 5
Coding region: 48-902 (284 amino acids)
Biological process (GO): SCF-dependent proteasomal ubiquitin-dependent protein catabolic process
Cellular component (GO): SCF ubiquitin ligase complex
Source: RefSeq, a predicted model, not a curated record